AUGAUGCGACCGAGAGACCCCCGAGUGCGGCAGACGAUCAACCAGAUCUCUCACAAUCUCGAGUCCGCAAAUGAGACGGCACAAGAAGGAAUCUACACAUUUGCCCACAAUUAUAUUGUUCCUUGCUUUACCUCAAUCGGGAACUGCGUUUACUCAUGUACUGCGCCGUGCAUUCCCAAGCGCGAAGACCACCUCCGACGUCGCCGCCGACGUUACGCAGAUUUCGAUUUCUACGACGACUGGGAUAACGAGGAUGUGGAAGAUACGAUUCUAGGAUGGGGGACGGACGAGCUCGACCGUCUGCUGGCAGGGAGCGGGUUAGCGCGGGGAAGCUCUGAGCAGCCUCGCAGACAAAGGAAGAUGAGCUAUGGUGCUCGCCGGGCCAGUAGGAGAAAAAGCGGACUGUUGAUACCUGAUGAGCGGGAUGAUCCGACUGUCAUUCCAAGUUCUUCGUUUCUGGGAUUUCUCGAGCGGUUUCCGUGGAGAUUUGGUGCGCGAGGGUUGAAGUACAGACCCUCUGCUGCUGACUUGCAGGAGCACCCGGCGGGGCUGCGCCAUGUACACGAGGAAAGCCCACUGAUUGAGUCUGGUGAAGAAGUGGACGAAGAGACGGCUAAUGGUGGCAACGGGCGUUACCGAAGCUCUACACAAUCAUCGCGUGAAACGGCGAACUCGCUCAGCUCCCGAGGUGAUCUCCUUCCAAGCGAUGAAGAAGAUGCGAUACCGCUUGACGAUGAAUUCGCCAUGGCGCUUACUCGCCGAGGAACAGGGCUAGAGUCGGACGACCAGGAGGGAGGUAAGCCUGAGAGCAUGAGGUCUGCGUCGGGCACAUUCAGUAUCGCACCUACCACAUCAUCAAAGAGCUCAGGGAAGCAGAAAAAGAAAAAGCGAACCAGCAGAAUGCGGUCGCCUCAGAGUUCAUAUGUGGAGGUUUCACGCGACAUGCCAGUCUCAAUUGAGGAUCUCAAGAGGGAGGAGGAGCAGGCUGCAAGGGAAGAGGAGAUGGAAAUCGUACGGAAACGGCUCGCUGCACGACAGUUAGCUUUGAGCCGUGGAAUCAGUAUUGAAGACGUUAGGAUCGCUUCCAUACCUCCAUCUCCAUCUGCAGGUGUACCUUCAGAAGCUGACGCUUCCGACAACCCUCCCAAACCGCAAAUUCGAAACGAAGUCCAUCACCAUAAUGCCGUAAUAUCCGAAGAACACCUAAUAUCGGAAUCCGAUUUACGAACAGAACCAUUUCCGCCUUUGCCCGAGUCUGAUGAACCCACUUCUCCCUUCCAGGUUGACCAAAUUCGAAACUCGAAUGUGCCGCUUACGCACGUAGAACCAACGCCUGAACUCGAUGUUGGCGCCUCAAGCUCCACGCAUAAUACUGAUACAACUUGA
Messenger RNA from Aspergillus nidulans FGSC A4, 1386 nucleotides. RefSeq lists its product as uncharacterized. The record is from RefSeq and is a predicted model, not a curated record. NCBI's taxonomy places the organism in Eukaryota, Fungi, Ascomycota, Eurotiomycetes, Eurotiales, Aspergillaceae. Bases 1 to 1386 code for a protein of 461 amino acids. The transcript is spliced from 2 exons.